Messenger RNA from Alnus glutinosa, 2494 nucleotides. RefSeq names its product autophagy-related protein 13b. Lineage: Eukaryota; Viridiplantae; Streptophyta; Magnoliopsida; Fagales; Betulaceae. The record is from RefSeq and is a predicted model, not a curated record. Gene Ontology annotation, biological process: piecemeal microautophagy of the nucleus; protein localization to phagophore assembly site; autophagosome assembly. Gene Ontology annotation, cellular component: cytosol; phagophore assembly site; extrinsic component of membrane. The transcript has 4 exons. Bases 273 to 2192 code for a protein of 639 amino acids.
UUUUGCUCUCAGAGUUACAUCCGAAUUAGGGUUCUUCCAUUUUGCCAGAAAAGAAGGGUUUUUUUUUUUUUUUUUUUUUUUUUUUUUUUUUUUUUUUUUUUUUUUUGCACUGUAAAUAAUAUAUCUAUGCAUACAUAUAUAAACAAAUAGGGCGUUUCUUGCUCAAGACGAGCUACUUAACCUGAGGUGCUUUGAAUAGGGGUUUAAGGGUUCUAUUGAUUUUUGCUGUUGCUUUUCCUUUGCCGGUUAUAUAGUCUAUAGUCUCUGUGAACAUGGCACCCUCUCAUGGUAAUUCUCACUCUGAAGCGGCGAAAAUUGAACAAAUAAUCACUGAAAUCUUCCACAAAAGCCUACAGAUAAUACUCGAGGUUAGGUCCCCUGACACUUCGUCGCGUAAUUUUAGCUGCGAGCAAGCCAUGUCCUCCCCGUCUUCGUCCACAUCGUCCUCAUCAAGCGUGAGGCUGAGGGAUAAGUGGUUUAAUUUGGCGCUUAGGGAAUGCCCUGCUGUGCUAGAGAAUCUUGAUCUCUGGCGCCAGAGCAAUUGCCAACGGAUGGUGGUCGAUGUGGUUUUGGUGCAAAGGCCUGUUGAUUGGGACUCGAUGAAUUUUUCACCUAUUAGGAUUUCGUCAUCGAAAGAACGGUAUCCGUAUUGUUGGAAUUCUGAUCAGGAUGAGUUCAGGUGUCAUCAGGUCAAGAGUGAAAAGAUUAUAGAGAGAUGGGUAGUGCAGUAUGAGAGUAGGAAGGUGAAGGAUAAUCGUAGUUCAGGGAGCAGGAGGUCAAGCAAUAAUACUUGGCAUACAUUAUACAAGAAAUCGAUAUUGCUUUUGAGGUCCUUGUAUGCAACUGUUAGGCUUUUACCUGCGUAUAAGAUUUUUCGUGAUCUCAAUUCGUCUUGCCAGAUACGAACAUUUAGUCUUGCUCACCGGGUGUUUUCUCUUGUCGAACCCUUUAGUCGUAGAGAAGAGGCAGAAAUGCAGCGAUUUGGGUUCACCCCUUUGGAAACUUCGUCUGGUAGGAUUUGCAUUUCGGUGUUGUAUCGUUCAGCAGACUUGGAUAUAAGCUCUGAAUCAUCGACUCCUAUGUCCCCGCAAGUUAUAUCAGAUUAUGUAGGCAGCCCAUUGGCAGACCCACUUAAAAGGUUUCCAUCCCUAUCUGUGGCAGGGUCCGGGACUCAUGGCUCUCCAUCAUCUUUGCCAUUCUCAAGGCGGCAUAGUUGGGCUUACGAUCUUAAUAGAGCUUCAUCUCCUUUGGUUUCAUUCUCACCUUCACCUUCACCUACACAUUCAGAACAGCAAGCUUCACUUUCUUACCGAAGUUCCCGCCAUUUCCCACCUAUGAGCUUGCCUCCUCAUCCGCCUGAAACAUCGGUAGCUCAUAAGAAGAAUACAAGUUUUGAUUACUAUCCCUCUCCUACCUUUUCCCCCUCCCCUUCCGCAUCACCACCAAUCUGUAUUCCUGGGAGUCAUCUGUCAAAGGGGCUUUUACGAUCUGAAAGUGCCCCUGUAAAUAUACCCAUUUCUAAGCUUGCUAAUUCACCAUCAUUGUCCAAUAAACAAUAUUUACCUCCAUCUCCUCCCAUUAGGAGCACUAGGUCUGGGACUUUGAGGACUGAUAACUUUAUGGGUCCAAUUCAGACUGGUGCAACAGUUGAGCAGUUCUCUCCUGGAAAAGAUGAGAUCAGAAAAUAUUUUGGAACAAAGAUAUCAGCCAACUGCUCACCACAGAUUUCGAAUUCCAGAAGCUCCAGCAGGUCUUUCCAGGAUGAUUUUGAUUAUCCAGAGUUUGCUUGCCCUUUUGAUGUUGAUGAUGAUGAUAUGACGGAUCCAGGUAGCAGACCUGACUCUUUUGAUCAGAAAGGACAUCUUUGUGAGCCAAUUGAGCCUGGAGGAUUUUUUCCAACAGGAAAAUCACAUGAGGCUGCUGUUGGUGCUCUUGUUAACAUGUUGAAGAAAGCCCCACCUCUCCGUGCAGAAUUUUCCAAUUCAUUAAAUGUGCCGCAAUCCUCUGGGCCUGAAAUGUGGAGCAACAGCAUCCAAGAGCGUAAUGCUGCGGUUCAGCAUGCCGGUUCUGCAAGCAUGACAUCUUCUGGGUUUGUUACAAUGAAGACAACAGCUGAUGCAUUAGAAGAGCUCCAGGGCUAUAGAGAGAUGAAGAAUCUGUUGCUUAAACAAGCUGGUAAAUCCUACACAUAAUCCAAUUACACUGCAGCAGAAUUUUCCAGUAGAGGAGGUACAACUGGAUUUUGAACCUAUGAUGAUAUUGAAUCCUUUGAACAUGUGUACAGACUACAGCGGUUUGAUUCUGAAGAAUAUGUUUGGUAGUGCUUAUAUUCCAUAUUGUACAUAACAUAUGCAAUUAUAUAUGUUUAUAUUAACUCUGCAUAAACUUGGUGAUUAAAUGGAAGGGUUCGAUAUAAUUACGUUGAUGUAAAAAAUGUGCACGAACUAAACUGAUGUUCAUAUUGUAUAGUAAAAUUGGUUUGGCUUAUGGGUUA